CAUCUCCAUUCAUCGUAAUGCACCGAUGCAGUUUUAUCACGUGAUCGGUGGUACCGGCGAAAGAACUCACGUGUUGAGACCCUAAAGCAGUACGCACAAUGCAGUUGUGUCUUAUACUGCUGGUGUCUUCUGUCUUGAUUAUCGCGAGUGAGGCACGACAUUUCUACCCUUACUCAACUCACCCUCCACUCUAUCAUCCGGUCGCAACGACCCCUCGACCUCACCAUCAAAGAAACAUCAAUGAUGUGACGGUGGUCGACGAAAAAACAGGGAUACGAUACAACCCCUACAGCAAGCACCAUCCGGGGAGACAUGUUUGCGCAAAUCAAAGAAACGUCAGUUACCCCAUUCGAACAAAACGCGUCUUUGCCAAACCCACCUACAAGAAAUACAUGGUACGCUGUGGCACCCAAUGGUGUGAAGGUGUUAGGUUAGUGUAUGAAAAAUACCAUAGGGAAGUUGUCACAGACGCCAACCACACUCUAGUGGACUACACCUGCUGCCCAGGAUGGACACAGGUCAAUUACAAGAGUCACGGCUGUAAUAAACCUGUGUGCUCGCAGCCCUGCACCAACGGAGGCAAGUGUGUAAGACCCAACGUGUGCAUGUGUCCCCCGGGAUACGACGGCACGUAUUGUGAAACUAAAACCACUGUGUACAGCCCCGAUGGGAGUUGUCCCAAUGGUCAAACUGUCUGUCUUUGUCAAACUUUGGGCCCGUCCUAUUGUCCCCACCAUUGGUUUUGUUCUAAUUUGUGUCCUGCUCACGUGUGCAUCCCCUGUCCACAAUCCCAGUGCACUUGUCCUUGUCCUUCCAAACAUAAUGGGUUGCAAGACGACGACAGACCCGUGUGUCCUGUGUGUCUAAAUGGGGGAACCUGUCGGCCUCCGGGUUGUGUUUGUCCUCCGGGAUUUACCGGAAUUCAAUGUGAAAAUGCACAGAUUCAAACGGACUGCAGUCUGCCGUGCAAGAACGGCGGCACUUGCAAGACCAAGUCCGUGUGCAUUUGUCCACCAGGCUUCAGUGGUAAACUCUGCGACAAAGACGUGGAUGAGUGCAAGCAGAAGCCCUGCGACCAAAUAUGUUACAACACACCUGGGAGCUACCGCUGCGAAUGCAAAGAGUCGUUCGUAUUGCAAAGAGACGGUCAGACUUGUCGUAAAGAGAACGACGACGACACAGCGCUCGAGGCCAAAGAUUUGGAUACACAGCAAAAAUUGGAUAAGAUGGAUAAACGGCUGCAGAUGCUCGAAAAGAUGGUGAAAGAAAAGAGCAAAAACGAAGUUACGAAGCAGGAUCUUAAAAGUAUUUAUGGAAACAUUGAUAGGAUGUCUAGUGAUAUUGGUAGUAUAGCGUGCAAGUUGCGGCGAUUGGAAAGCUGUAAUCAAGAUAAAACGCCACCAAAAAGUUGCAUCGAUCUUGUAGAAAACACAAUUCAUAGUAACACCAAACCCCCUUCUCCAGCCGACGAAGCAAGCUGUGAUUGUGAAAAACCACAAGAACAUCCCCCAGGGUGUAAAUGUAUGUCGUCGUCAGUGUAAAAAUUUGAACUUAUAUUUAUAUGUAAAAACACAAAUAAAGACUCAAAAAAGCA
Tribolium castaneum (red flour beetle) is the source of this 1594-nucleotide messenger RNA. It is a transcript of the gene slow, whose product is annotated as slowdown. Bases 99 to 1541 code for a protein of 480 amino acids. The record is from RefSeq and is a predicted model, not a curated record. NCBI's taxonomy places the organism in Eukaryota, Metazoa, Arthropoda, Insecta, Coleoptera, Tenebrionidae. Gene Ontology annotation, biological process: anatomical structure development. Gene Ontology annotation, molecular function: signaling receptor binding; calcium ion binding. The transcript is spliced from 10 exons. Gene Ontology annotation, cellular component: extracellular region; cell surface.